GAGUCUAAAAACCAGGCCAACCACUUCCACAACACUUUGUUUGGUCAACAGCAAAAGCUAUUGCACUGACACACAUGUCUUUUUGGAAUUGAAUUUAGUGACGGUCAGUCAUCGAAUCGAGUGUCGCGUGAUCUCGUUCUUACCGGGUAAUUUUGGAUCGUCGUGCAGCAGCUUUUUCUUUCUCAAACCGUUUGUCCCUCCGAGUUUCCACCUGGUUUCUUCUGGAUCGCUGAAGCUCCGGCGGGACAAACCUAACGCUUUGCAGCCAGACGUCAGAGUGUGACUCGGUCCAGAACCGCACACAGUCCGAAUCCCCUUCAUGAAUGACGGUAAGGACGUUACGGGGCUCGUCUUCAAAUGGAAGCGUCGACUCUGGAGGCAUCUAGACAGAAACACCGCGUACGAGUUCAUGCCUCCAAGCGGUUGAGAUCAGACGGAAAAGAAAAGCCCUCGCAGGUCAGAAGAGAUGACGAGGGAGCAAAUCCAGGACAGCAGCGGUCGGAACACCGCUCAUGGUGCCGCAGUCCAGCUCACCCUCAACAGCAGCAACAAACUUUCACCGGUGCUACUUCUUAGCAGAGCUGGUGUUAUGACACUUUAAUAACUAUUUCCGGCCCAAGUUUGGAUCAUAACAGUCAAGUGGCAUAAAAUAGCCGACCACAGCAUCACUAAAAAGUCACUGUCAAUACAACAAAUGACUGGUAACCGCUAGGUAAGCGCACUUCACUCGGUUAGCCGGAUGGAAACUAGCGACCGUGUCAAAUGACUCUCUGACGGACCGGACCAUGAUGCACCGCGGCGAGCAAAGAUCGUCUAUUGACAGACAGCGCACUCUGGUAGCAACUGAGAGACAGUUUCCCGUUCAACCUAGUAAUUGAGUUUAAGAGUAAAUACACAACAUCGUAUGGGGUUGGUCAUUUUAUAAAUGAUUUCAAAUCGGGUUUUUUUAUUGCAGGGGAUUGUUUGAUCACUGAAAUGGAGACACAGCUGAGGGAACAACCUCGUAUUUAGGUCAUUAGGUUUAAUGACCUAAAUACGAGGUUGUUUUUUAUCUGCACAGAUUAACUGCAGUGUUGGUUUUUACGGGUGAAAACCCCCCGAUAGGAUCGGUAUUCUGCGCGGUAAUUCGGGCUUCUCCGUCAGAGUUGGCUCGACAGCGCCCUCGGAUGUCGCGCCGAACCCAGAUGAAUCUGGGCGAACUGGAUCGAGGAUCAGGAUGCUGAGACCCAGAAGGAUGCUGACGCAGUGCUGUUCUGGCCUCUGAAAAGGCCUCGGCUCGCUGCCCCCCUUCACUCUCGUCUACUGGCUGUUGAUCUUCCUCUCCGCCAUGUUCCAGUGCUGCACCAAGUUAGCGGACAGCGGCGGGGCGAGGAGCUCCGUGGCUAAGCUGCUACUGGGGGUCUUCGUGGUCUACACGGUCCACACCGCGUGGCUGCUCUACGGCUUCAUCAACACCAGAACCUGCGACCGAACCAGAGGGGAGUUGUGCAUCUCCUCCUACCUGACCAGCAGACCCCGACUCCAGAUGAGUGUCUACACCUGCCUCGUACCCGACAACAGCCCGCUGAACCUGGCAUUCAAAAUUGACCCAUUUGACCCCCAGUCUUCAUUUGAAAGGCAGGUGAGCGUGUCCCUGCCAGAGGAGACUCGAGCCAACGGAAGCCUGUAUGCAGUGGUCUACGUCCACAGGGCCGGGGCCUCACCACUGGAGGACAGCAGAGCAGUCCAUCACGCAGCUCAGCUCACCACCUUCCUCACCCGCGUGGAUGCCGAGGCCAGCAAGGACCCUCUGAAGAAGUCCAGCCGUAGACCAGAGAGCCCUGUUUCGCACUGGAGACCCCACCUCUCGGUGGCUCUGAUGAUGGAGGACUUCACUUUCAACAAAGCGGGACUCCCCAGCGACGUGCGCCGCCACAUGAGAGUCUCUCGGGAUGGUCAGCAGAUGAUCUACCUCCCUCUGCUGCUCAUCAAUGAGCUGGACUUCAGGGUCAGAGAUCUGCAGGAGAUCAACAGCAGCACCACACAGCUCCCCCUCACUGUGUCCUAUGAGGGGAUUAGUUUGAAAAGAUUCCGGUUCUGGGUCCACCUGCAGGACGUGGUUUAUUCCCUCCGACAGUUUGGCUUCACAGAAGAGAACAUUGAUGAGAUCAAGGAAACGCUGCUCAGCUCCAACCUCUACCUGCUGCUGACGACGGCUCUCAUCACGGCUGUUCAGCUCAUCUGCGAGUUCCUGGCUCUGAAAAAUGACAUCAGCGCGUGGAGGAAGAAGAAAAGCAUGGCAGGAAUGUCCAGAAAGUCAGUUUUGUGGAGGAGCCUCGGCACCUUGCUGAUCUUUGUCCACCUUCUGGAGGAGACCAGUCUGCUGGUUCUGCUUCCAGUCGGGCUGGGCGCUUGUGUGGAGGUAUGGAAGGUGUUUAAGAUAUUCAAGAUCCAGUCUCACGUGAGCAAGCUGGACGAGGAGGACAGGAGGACCGUGGAGAUGGACUCUCAGGUGAGUGGUCCGCUUCAUGCGCUGAUGCCACCCGACGCCUCGCUCUCUCCUCAGGCCUCCAGAUACCUGUCCUAUCUGGUCAUUCCUCUGUGCGUCAGCGGCGCCAUUUUCUCCAUGGCCUACUUACGUCAGAAGAGUUAUUUCUCCUGGAUCAUCAACACCCUGGUGACUGGGGUUUAUGCUUUAGGCUUCCUGUCCAUGGUGCCGCAGCUGUUCAUCAACCACAAGUUGAGGUCCGUGGCUCACCUUCAGGGGGCAGCGCUGGUGUACCGGGGAGUCAAUACGCUGAUCUCAGACCUGUGCUCCUGUGUGUCCUUGUUCUCCUCUUCUGGACUCGUCCUCUCCUCUCAUCAGCUGUCCUGCUUCAGAGAUGAGCUCCUGCUCCUGCUGUACCUCUUCCAGCGGAGGAGCUACGGCUCCAGGGCCCGAAGAAGAGAGUCUGGGACUCACGGGAAGAAAGUCAAACCUCAGUGAUGAGAGGUCCUGCAUGAACAAGUCCAAUGACGUGGAGAAACAUUUGCUCAUUGAUACUCCUUCAUUCACGCAGCAACACGCGCUUCGCUUCACGACUUCAUCGGGAUCCCACCCGAGGACGUGACGCGUCUCCCACCAUAUUAUUGUUUUUGGUUCAAACAACUAAAAUAUGAAGUUGAUCAACACAAACACACUAGUUUGCGUUUUUUUAUGUUGCAUGAAGUGGAGUGCACACGACCGGUGAGAGAGUCUUGUCUGCAUUUCUUGGUCAGUUUCUAGGGAGACUUGGACUCUGUGAGGAAGAGUUGGACUCUGUCAGCGACAGUUGGACUCAGGAAGAGUUGGACUCUGUCAGGGGUACUGGACUUCUCAUAGCAAGAGAUGGCAGGGUGACUGGACUCUCUGGAGACAGGGUGAGACUUGUGUGAGACCUUGCUCCUCCACUCCAACAGCAGGAAUGGUGACAGUUCUCGGUCGUGUCAGGAUGCCUCCCUGGUCGGGGCCAGCUGGGAGGAGGACCCGGGGCAUGCCCAGGACACUCAGGAGGGAAACAUCUGGCAGAUGUCCUCGGUGUUGCGCCAGGUGACCUCCCCAUGACUGCUCAUCACAUGACGCUGAUUUUAGUUUCCUGCUGUAGACUUCUGCUGAGUCACGCUUGUUGGCCGACAGUGGUUUUCCUUGCAUUGCAAAAAGACUUGUUUUCUUUAGAUGAUGUAAAUAAAACCUGUUUUAAAGUUUCA
Messenger RNA from Synchiropus splendidus (mandarinfish), 3705 nucleotides. RefSeq names its product lipid scramblase CLPTM1L-like. The record is from RefSeq and is a predicted model, not a curated record. The transcript is spliced from 16 exons. NCBI's taxonomy places the organism in Eukaryota, Metazoa, Chordata, Actinopteri, Syngnathiformes, Callionymidae. Gene Ontology annotation, cellular component: membrane; endomembrane system. The coding region runs from base 1328 to 2965 and encodes 545 amino acids.